Lactuca virosa is the source of this 1404-nucleotide messenger RNA. NCBI's taxonomy places the organism in Eukaryota, Viridiplantae, Streptophyta, Magnoliopsida, Asterales, Asteraceae. The record is from the annotation of a GenBank genome assembly.
AUGUGUAUGCGUAAACUUAUUUUCACGCCUCACUUUUUUUCAAUCCCACUCUCACGACUUCACGAGAAAACACCCUCGCCGGCCUUUCCUACACCUCCACUUCCGCCGGCGACAACUCACGUCUCCGCCGGCGACUACUCCACAGGGAAAGAAGGAGAUAUCAUAAGUUCAAUAAUGUUUGGAAUUCAACUUUCUCAAUUAGUAUCCCCUGCUAGUUUACUUACAGCUUCUUCGAGUUCUCGCUCUAGAAGCAGACUGGUUGUUAAAAUGGCAGCAACUACAACUAUUAACCAUGGAAAAUCGAUUCAGUCUGCUAUGGUGAAGCCUCCUGUGCACCCUACUUAUGAUUUGAAAGGCGUCAUUAAGCUAGCACUUUCUGAAGAUGCUGGAGAUAAAGGGGAUGUAACUUGUUUGGCCACGAUUCCAACUGAGAUGGAAGUUGAAGCUUAUUUUCUAGCCAAAGAUGAUGGAAUUAUUGCAGGAAUUUCACUUGCUGAAAUGAUAUUUAACGAAGUGGAUCCCACAUUAAAGGUGGAAUGGUAUAAAAAAGAUGGAGAUAGUGUUUUUAAAGGACUGAAAUUCGGCAAAGUUUAUGGAAGAGCAUACAGUAUUGUGUUAGCCGAAAGAGUUGCGCUAAAUUUUAUGCAAAGAAUGAGUGGCAUAGCCACACUCACAAAGGCGAUGGCAGAAGCUGCAAACCCUGCGUGCAUAUUGGAAACAAGAAAAACUGCACCAGCAUUGCGUUUGGUGGAUAAGUGGGCGGUGUUGAUAGGUGGAGGGAAGAAUCACAGAAUGGGUUUAUUUGAUAUGGUGAUGAUAAAAGACAAUCAUAUCUCCAUAUCUGGAAGUGUCUCAAAUGCCCUUAAAUCCGUUGACCUUUAUUUGACCAACAACAAUCUUCAAAUGGGCGUUGAGGUGGAGACAAGGACAUUUGAGGAAAUACAUGAGGUGUUACGUUAUGCUGAUGAAAAUAAAACAUUUUUGAGUAGAAUAAUGUUGGAUAAUAUGGUUGUUCCUCAAGGUGAUGGAGAUGUUGACGUGUCAAUGCUUAAAGAAGCUGUGGGAAUAAUUAAUGGGAGGUUUGAAACUGAGGCUUCUGGAAAUGUUACAUUGGAAACUGUACACAAGAUUGGGCAAACGGGGGUGACAUAUAUAUCAAGUGGAGCGUUGACACACUCGGUGAAAGCACUUGAUAUAUCUCUGAAAAUCGAUACAGAGUUGGCACUUGAAGUUGGAAGACGCACAAAACGAGCUUAGUUGUGUAUCAUUAUAUGAUACAAAAAAAUUUGAUUUUGAGUGUAAUAAUGAUUUAUGUGGAUUUUUUUGGAUUGUUUGGUUUUGGAGAUGUUAAUAAUAUGAAACAUGAAACAUGUUGUUGAGUUUUUUAGUGCGCUAAUUUAUAGU